AUGGAUCUAUACCAAAUCGAUAAAUUAACUGACGAUAUGAUGAACUUCUGUCAUCAUAAAUUUUAUGAUUUUUUGAAAACCGUUUUAGGCAAGGAUUUAUGUGAAUUCUUUCGAAUCCAAUCAAUUCGUUGGAUGAAUUCUUUAAAAUCUAUCACAGUUGAUGAAUUGAUGCAGAUACUGGAUUACGAUAUUACCGAAUUACGUCCUUUAAGAAAAGUACUUGGUUAUGUGUCAACAGAUGGAAAAUUCCAUCUACAAUUAGAAUUUCGAAAAUUAACUGAGCGUUUGUGA
Molecule: messenger RNA, 291 nt
Organism: Adineta ricciae
Lineage: Eukaryota; Metazoa; Rotifera; Eurotatoria; Adinetida; Adinetidae
Source: the annotation of a GenBank genome assembly